This is a messenger RNA of Paramormyrops kingsleyae, 3041 nucleotides long. NCBI's taxonomy places the organism in Eukaryota, Metazoa, Chordata, Actinopteri, Osteoglossiformes, Mormyridae. The record is from RefSeq and is a predicted model, not a curated record.
AGACGAGUCUGCACACGCAUUUACAUGUAUGCAAGAGUUUAAUCACAUGGAAAUAGUGUGUAGCGUCUGCAAACUACCCCAACGCUUAAUGUAGUUAAUUUUAGGUUUAUAAUGAAAUAAUAUAGAUUUGCCGUAAGAUUUGUGUAAGCGUGAGAUUCAGCGUGAAUGUCACGCCAGAUGCGUGAGAGUUGGCAGCCCUAAACAUAGAAAAACGGCCCCAUCUGCUGGGCGCUGACUGGAAGGACAGCUAGCUUCGGGCGCCGGUCGAGUCUUUUGACGAACCUUUUGGAAUCUGGUGUUUGCCGGUCUCAGAUCGGCUCUUUUUACAGUCGCGUGCCCGUCAGAAUAAAGCGCGCCCACGACGCGCGUUUCCAUGGGAGCAGCUAUAAACAAAUAAGAAUAAAAAAGCCUAACCUCAAUAUUAUGGGGUGCUCGUUAGCUGGAACUUGACUGAGGUACCCGGUCAUCCAAGGGUUUCCACAUUCCGGUAGGCUCCCGAUGACAUGCCCAAGUUCCAGGAGCAGGAGGUCCAGCCGGCCAGCGGCCAGAAGCUCCGUCACCGUGCCUGCCUCAGAGCCCAGAGAUACUGCAUCCAGGCGAAGCUGGGCAGAGGCAGUUUUGGGACCGUAUUCCUGGUGCGGGACACUGAGGUCGCGGAGGGGGAGUACCUCAAGGUGCUGAAGGAGGUACCAGUGGGUGACCUGAACCCCGACGAGACAAUGCAGGUCCAGACGGAGGCCCAGCUGCUCGCCCAGCUCCACCAUCCCUCCAUCUUGAAGUUCUACAACAGUUUCCUGGAGAAGGACAUCUUCUGCAUCAUCACCGAGUACUGUGAGGAUGGGGAUCUGGACUGCAGGCUGGAAGAGCUCCGCCAGGCAGGGGCGAGGCUACCUGAGAGCCAGGUGGCGGAGUGGCUCGUUCAGCUGCUGCUGGGCGUACACUACAUGCACCAGAGGAAAAUCCUUCACAGGGAUCUCAAGGCCAAAAACAUUUUUCUAAAGAAGAACAUUGUUAAAAUAGGUGACUUCGGAGUUUCCCGCCUCCUGAAUGGGUCAUGUGACCUGGCCACCACCUUCACCGGCACGCCUUUCUACAUGAGUCCAGAGGUGCUCAGCCAUCAUGGUUACAACUCCAAGUCAGACAUUUGGUCCCUGGGUUGCGUCCUAUACGAGAUGUGCAGCUUGGAGAGGGCCUUUAAGGGCCACAGUUUUCUGUCUGUGGUGAUGAAGAUCUUGGAGGGUCCUGUCCCGUCCCUCCCCCAGAGCUACUCCAAAGAGCUUGGUGCCAUUCUGGAGGGGAUGCUCAGCAAGGACCCGGCGGUGAGGCCGUCUGCAGCUGACCUUCUGAAGAUGAGCUGCAUUGAGGAGAACAUGCAGAGUAUAAGACUCAAGAUCUGCAGCAAGGCGCAGAAAUGCGAGAGACACGCUGGCGCAAUGCAGAAGACAGUUCCUUUGGGGCACUCAGACAUGCAGAAGAUGACCCCCCGUGAGAGGAUGAGGCUGAAGAAGCUACAAGCUGCUGAUGAGGAGGCCAACAGGCUAAAACAUCUCGCGGAGGAGAAGUAUGAGGAAAACUGUCGGCGCAUGCAGGAACUGCGGUGUCUGCAUUUCCAGAAAGUCAGCGUGGAUGUACUAAGUGAAAGUACAGAGGCGACCGGCUCCCAUAUCACAGUGCAAGGAGGCUGGUCACUGGGACAACUAGAUGUGAUGGGUGACCAAGAUCCAGACGCUCUCAGGCUUUCAGAACUGGAAGGCAAUGUGUUCUGCACCACCUGGUUUGGUGUACUCCAGCCAAUUUAUUAUGGAUGCCAGUGUCUGUCAGUUAGGUGCAUUACAGAGAGUCUUGGCACUGAAGCUUAUCAUCCUGAAUUCUACCCCACGGUUACAGAGAUUCCAGUGGAUCCCCAAAAAGCCGAGGCCUACUACAAUGAGGAUGGGUUUGAAUCUUGCUCCGAAGAAGAUGACGAGGCUGAUGAAGAACUUACAAGUGGGCAGCAGGAUAGUGACCUGGAGGCCAUGGUGAGCUAUAUGAAGAACAUUCUAGGAAACCCCAGCACUGAGGUUCCAGACAGAGGGUGCCCGAGUCCCCGUACAGCAACCACGCUGGACUGUACCAUGGCAGAGACACGGGUGCAGCGCAUCAGGGAGUGAGGGGUCUCACUCAUUGCUUCCUGGGGCGGCGAUGUAAUCAGAGCCGUCUCUCCAGGUGAGGGGUCUCACUCAUUGCUUCCUUACAUGGACCUGGCACCUCUCACAGAUGAUUCAUGAUCUUUCAGUGGAAUGCUGGCGUAUUCUGAUUCCGGUGAUACACGUAUGCUGAUUACAGCAAACAGGAAGGAUUGAAAUACUUGACAUGCGCCAUAUUGACAGACUGACCUGCGUCACACUCAGGGAACCCAGAAUUACAUAUAGGGUUUAUGAAAUCUCAUUAUUGACUUUCUGCAAAUUCAUCAAUAGGACCUAAGUAGCUGAGUGCAGUGAGGAUUAAGUGAAUUUUUCUGGGUUUGUUUAAUAUCGCGAACCUUUAUUUGAUAGUAGGGAUUCAUCUAUGCUCAGCCUUACAAUCCUUCUAGAACAGUGGUUCUUAACCUGGGUUCGAUCGAACCCCAGGGGUUCGGUGAGUCAGUCUCGCGGGUUCGGCGGAGGUCAAAACACACACCCGACUCAUAUGAUUCGUGAUGACAUAUUUUAUUUUUCCAAUUAAGAAGGGUUCGGUGGACGCGCCUAUGAAACUGGUGGGGUCAGUACCUCCAACAAGGUUAAGAACCACUGUUCUAGAACAUGGCCUACGUGGUUUGUGUGAGAUCCAGAGUGGGCCGCAACCGAGCGUGUAAAUUAGUAUGGUGUGCAAAGGAUCGCUUCAAAUGCUAACGGUCCACACCUCCAUGUGUCACGUGGAGGUCCAUCCAGAGGAAGCUGGGAGCUGCAGAGUUCCAGACGGUCUACAAGUACUUGAAGCAGGCCAGACAGCAGCAGGAGAGUGAAGCCCAGGUGUGGGAGAACCUCGGCCAGCUGGUGGACCAGCCCAGCAACUGCUUUGAG